Messenger RNA from Amoebophrya sp. A25, 1343 nucleotides. Lineage: Eukaryota; Dinophyceae; Syndiniales; Amoebophryaceae. The record is from the annotation of a GenBank genome assembly.
AUGUCUACUGGUGCCGCAGAGAGUACUACAGUGCAUCGGGCUCUCGUUCGCGUGUGGUCUGGAUCCAUAGAGGUAGGGUCUAAGUUGACACUAGCAUCCACGACCACUGGAUGCGCUGCAAGUGUGCGGGUGGUCGCGGUCGGGCGCGAAGCUGUUGUCUGCGCUGGUGCGACCCCUUGUGCCACCAGCACAGCGACUAGAAGCGACGAAUUGGUGAGGCCCACUGUUGGUUUCCACACCGUUGUCAUAGACCAAACUGGUGCGCUGGUGGACGGAAAUAAUUUUCAUUUGCGUCUUGGGGACGUGCUACUUGCAGCUGCAUCUGGCACCCGGGAGUGUAGCGCCCCCACCUCUUCUUUCACCAAUUUUCUGGCAACGGCCCAACAGAAUCCCAAUCGCCCCUACGAACCGAGGCUCGUCAUGGAUGCCAGCCGCGCGGAGCGGGCACCAUUCUUUGAGAAACUACCUGCCAGCGAGCUAACUUGCUGUAUUGACGCGCAGUGCGUUCCAUGCUUGCCCAGGACCAUCGCCAGGCUGAUUGGGAAGGGGAGACUUGGUGAGAAGUGGGAAGCAGAAGAUGGGUGCCAGCACGACUGGUGGUCGCCGGGUAAUUGGAAGCCGCUUGGGAGCAUGUUGGGAAGCGAAAUUGCGUCCGUCGUGUUUGACCUCGACGAUCACAAUUUCGAAUAUCUGUUCCGAACGAGCUGGAAAACGAGCCAGCAUUUCGCGCGAGUGGUGGUCUUCAACAGAGCGACUAGAGAACUUGUGGCGUUUGGGAAGGUGAUGGAAGCGUAACGUGGAUAGCGUAACGUUUUGGAGGAAGACGAGAUGAGGCUAAAUACUAGGAUUAGGAAUGAAGCAUCAAUAUCAAAAAACUAAGAAGGAGGUAGGGAGAAUCGGACUAUUUCACAGCUGACUUUUUUUGCUUGAGCUUGAGGAAUAGACCUAGAUUGUUUACUUACUUUCUCAUGUUGAUUCUCUAGAAAAAAUUCCAGGUAUUUAACUUGCAGUCAGAGUAGUUUUCUAGUCGCGCUUGCAGGGCUAGCCUCUACUAGUACGGUUGCAAGAGCGGCAGCAACACGGAUAAAUGCAUGUAAUCAAUAAAAUGAAGAAGAAUAAGUCACACUUUGUGUGGCGCUGACAAUGGUUUGACCCACUGAAUAAAACAGAAAUGAGCAAGAACAACUGUUGCACGAUUUCAGAGCACGAGAUCGCAUCACGCGGUGCAGCACACACGACGAUGCCUCCAAUCAAAGCGCUGAAUAAUGAGAAUAUGCCUCUCUUCAUUGAUGUCGUUUUCUUGCAAAAAUACGCAUAAAAAAGAAAACCAAUUAUUCGCAGAC